AUGUGGGGCUGUGUGGCAGCGACAUUAUUAGCUAGUGUAUUUGUACUAGUUAGUUCAAAUCCACAAUGCAUGUCCGACUCCGACUGUGAUGGUAACCAAUGCUGCUAUAAGCAACCGAAGUUUCUGAUCAUGAGCAGACGACAGCUGCCAGACGACCUGAUAAAUCAUAAAGGAAUUUGUGAAAACUUCCAACCGAUGGGAACUCGGUGUAGUCCUUUCGAUAAAUUGAAUGGCCAUUGCAGCUGUGCCGAAGGUCUCACAUGUCGAUUUGUGGCAGCUGAAAAUACGACCCAGAGUAUUGUGCGCCGGAAGUUGUAUAUGCCAGGACCGGGAUCCUAUCGGUGUGCGACUCCUGAACAUUAA
This is a messenger RNA of Ylistrum balloti, 363 nucleotides long. RefSeq lists its product as uncharacterized. The transcript has 3 exons. NCBI's taxonomy places the organism in Eukaryota, Metazoa, Mollusca, Bivalvia, Pectinida, Pectinidae. The record is from RefSeq and is a predicted model, not a curated record. Bases 1 to 363 code for a protein of 120 amino acids.